Crotalus tigris (Tiger rattlesnake) is the source of this 3147-nucleotide messenger RNA. Its product is annotated as zinc finger and SCAN domain-containing protein 2-like. Gene Ontology annotation, cellular component: nucleus. NCBI's taxonomy places the organism in Eukaryota, Metazoa, Chordata, Lepidosauria, Squamata, Viperidae. Gene Ontology annotation, biological process: regulation of transcription by RNA polymerase II. The transcript is spliced from 4 exons. The coding region runs from base 252 to 2024 and encodes 590 amino acids. The record is from RefSeq and is a predicted model, not a curated record. Gene Ontology annotation, molecular function: DNA-binding transcription factor activity, RNA polymerase II-specific; RNA polymerase II transcription regulatory region sequence-specific DNA binding.
GUUCUUUUCCUCCCUCCCCCCCCCGGCACCCUCCGCUCUGGGGCGUCUGUCGUCUCUUGCUCACCCCCCUCCCUCCCCGGCUGCCAGGCGCGUGAAGCGGGCGCUCCCUUCCCUCCGAGGCGGGAUUUUGCGGCUCUUGCGGGCGGAAGAAGCCGGCCGAAACGCUUCCUUGUUCCUUCCACUUUAACUGGCAUCACCGAGAAAGGAGGUGUUCCCUCGGACGAUCCCAACCUUGCUAUUAGGACGCGAGAAUGGCAGGAGAACACAGAAACCCAGCCAGCUUGGACCUCCAGCUGGACGCCGAUCUGGAGGACGGGGUGAAGAUUGAGAUGCAGGAAGAAGCAGAACCCGAGAAGGAGGUGGCGGAAAGGCCUGUGAGGAUCCCCUCGGAGAGGGCCAAGGAAUCCCUGGAAAGCGUAACGGCGGAAGCCAUUAAGCGGGAGCCAGAGGCCGACCCGGAAGACUGUCGCUUGGAAGUGGAAGAAGAGAAAUUUAUCAUGGGCAAACAGUCCCCAACUUCCGAGCCGGGGAAUGAGCAGCUGCUGAGGGCAGAAGGAAGUGGCCAUUCGGAGGCCGAGCUCUCUUCCCUGGAGGAAAGCUCCGACCUCGGGCCGCGUCGCCGGCGGAACAGGGUGACCCAGCCCCUCUUGCACCUUGGCGAAGGAACCCAUCAGUUGGUCAACAGCGCCUCUGCGAAAGACAAAACUGAGUUCAUAGAAGUGGGAGAGGAAGGCCUGGAGGUGACCGGCGCCAGCCUGGACAUUGAGCGCCAGUGUUUCCGUCAGUUCUGCUACCAGGAUGCCGAGGGGCCCCGCGAGGUCUGCGGCAUGCUCUGGAAGCUCUGCCAUCGCUGGCUGCAACCGGAGCGGCGUUCCAAGAGCCAGAUCCUGGAGCUGGUGAUCCUGGAGCAGUUCCUGUCCAUCUUGCCCGAAGAAAUGCAGAAUUGGGUCCGAGCCAGGCAUCCGGAGACUUGCUUUCAAGCCGUUAGCCUGGCGGAGGAGUUCCUGGGGCGUCAGCAAGGGACAGAGCGGCGGGAACGGCAGGGUCUGUGGCCCUUCAAAGAGGCAACUGUGGAUUUCCAUGGGUCUGUGGGGACACCGAUGGAGUCAAGCGAAUGGCCGAUGUUCAGGGAGAACAAAGAAGAGGAUGUCCCUUUACUGGCUUCGGUGGAGAACCCGUACACCUGUUGGGACUGCGGAGAGAGCUUUUCGGGGAUAGACGUGCUGGUGGCCCACCAGAGCAUCCACACAGGAGAAAAACCCUUCAUUUGCUCCAAAUGCGGGCAGAGCUUCAGCCAGCGUUCGCAACUGACCGCCCACGAAAAAAGCCACGUGCCAAAGAAGGCUUUCCCUUGUCCGGACUGCGAACAAAGCUUUAGCAAGAAAAGUGGGCUCUUGGCUCAUCAGAGGACACAUACGGGAGAGAAGCCGUAUCACUGCGUAGACUGCGGGCAGAGUUUCGCCCACAAGUUCGAUGUGAUCCGGCACCAGCGUAUCCACACAGGAGAGAAACCGCACGAGUGCCCCGUCUGUGGGAAGAGCUUCCGCAACACCUCCGCAUACCACGUACACAUGAGGAUCCACACAGAAGAGAAGCCCUACCCCUGCUCGGUUUGUGGGAAGAGCUUCCGGCAUCGGGCUAACGUCAUUGUCCACGAGAGGAUCCACACGGGAGAAAAGCCCUACGUCUGCGUGGAAUGUGGGAAGAGCUUUGGCGACGCGUCUUCUCUUCGGAAGCACAGGAGAUCCCACACCGGAGAGAGGCCGUACCACUGCGCGGAGUGCGGGAAAAGUUUUUCUCAGAACGCUGGGCUGGUUCAGCACGAGAAAAUCCAUACGGGAGAAAAGCCCUAUCAGUGCCCCGAAUGUCCCAAAAGUUUCCGGGACAAAUCGGCUUUCGUUGCUCACCAGAGGACCCACACGAAGGAGACUCCCUACCGUUGCAUGGUCUGCGGCAAAUGCUUUGGCCAUCGUUCCAACCUCCACAAGCAUGAAAAAAUCCACGCCCGGAGACAGAUGGUCUGAGUGCUGAUGGGAAAGCGCUUCGUUCAGAAACCAAAACUCCUCGUGCAUGAAAAGACUCGUUGGCAAGAGAAGGCGGAAAGCUCUUCUCUCGCCUCUAUAUUAGUUUUUGUUUUUCCAGAAGGUACGGCGUCGUACCUUUUCUGCUGAAUUCCAGGGCUGCAUCGCUUAACAGACAGCCAGAACAAAACAGUGAUUUUUUUUUAUUUUUAUUUUUGGGGAGGUAGUCCAGAUCGUAUGAAGGUGAAUAGGACUGAUUGUCUCUAUUGCCUUUGUGGCUCCCCCCCCCUUUUCCUUACCUCUUAGAUUAUUAUUUUUUUUAAAAAAAAACAUAUUUUAAGUGAGUUGAUUUAAUGAACAGCACUACUCAACGUUUUGAUUGCAUGUACCCUGUAACCGGUUCAACGUGAACAUUUUGGUGGGCUCCAGUUUUGGCUGGGUGCUCCUGCUCGCUUUGAUUUCCCCCUCCCGAGCCGCUGCAGGGUGUGGAUUUGGCACCUGGCAUUUUUUUGGGGGGGGGGAGUGAGGAAUGGACAUUGAAGAGAGCAGACUUCUGGUCAUGGGAUGGAUGGAAUCGAGUUGGAUUCCAUCCUAAAGCGCUGUCCCCUAUCAGGAAAACGGUCCCUGUCCAGGAGACACGUGGUUGCAGAGGUCUGUGGCCCAAAGGCAGCCAUGAAUUUGGUAUCGCAAGAGGAAGGCCUGCUGGAAUCGUCACGCCGAGGGUCUACCAGAGCGAGCCCGUCUAUCCCCUUUGGUUUCUCGCUUUGGCGAGGAUGAGUGAGCCAUUUCUCUUUCAGGAGGGCUCAACCAGCACAUUCUUGCCAGGUUCCGAUUGGUGGGGUUUCCCCCCUUCUUUUCAGCCCUCCUCCUCCCACCCUCUCCACCCCCCCCCCUUUACCUCAAAGUAAUCGCAGGCAUUUUUUAUUUCCUUUCUCUCUCGUCUUUGGCUUAACGCACAUGGAGAUCCAUGCUGUCGGAUGCAAGUUAAUGGACCUUGGCUUAUAGUGAUUCAAUAUAGGCAUCGUAGAAGCUACUUUUAUUUAAUCGUUCUUUUCUACUGCACCCUGCUUUAUUUCUCUUCAGAUCUCUCUUUCGUCCGAAUUUAAUAAAGUCUUUCUAAAUUGGA